Phalaenopsis equestris is the source of this 639-nucleotide messenger RNA. RefSeq lists its product as uncharacterized. Lineage: Eukaryota; Viridiplantae; Streptophyta; Magnoliopsida; Asparagales; Orchidaceae. The transcript has 2 exons. The record is from RefSeq and is a predicted model, not a curated record. Bases 38 to 433 code for a protein of 131 amino acids.
CGUUCCAGAAUCUCUCCUCGAUUAAUUCUAGGGUUUCAUGCCGAACAUGGGUGAAGAGGAGCAGCAGCAAUCGGGGCUCUUCUACGAGCUCUGCUCUCUGGUCCUCGCUCUUCUUCGUUCUCCCCACAUAUUCUUUCGCUCCGUCGGCGCCCCCUGUGGCUCGCCACAGCGUUUAGAGAUUUCCCGUGCGGGUCUCGCUUCACUUUUCCUCGGGGUCUCUCUGGCGCUCAUGCUUUGUGGGUCCAUCACUUUCGUGCUUGGCUGCAUCCUUAUGCCCUGGGUUAUCGGUUUCGUUAUCGUUUUCUAUUUAUUAGGGAUCGUCUCUAGCUUAUCUGAAAUUGGCAAGGCGAUCCUCUGUCACCACCGAAGCCGCGCCUGCGAGGAGGGGGACGAAGGGGGCCCCAGGCCAAGUCUUCUCCGCCAUGAAAGCUGAUAACAAAGAUCCCUACACCAUCCUUUGUUUUUCUUCUUUAAUUUAUCUUCAGUAAGAUUUUAUAGCAGACAGAGUUUCCAUAGCUUUGACCCGAGCAACCACUAGGUGUAGAACAGGGCAUAUGCAGCAUUGUACAUAGUUAUUUGCCAUUUAUAUGAUUAAGAUUGUAUUUUUUAUAAUAUUUUGAUACAGUUUUCCAGUGAUUA